Messenger RNA from Macrobrachium nipponense, 3710 nucleotides. RefSeq lists its product as uncharacterized. Bases 155 to 3352 code for a protein of 1065 amino acids. NCBI's taxonomy places the organism in Eukaryota, Metazoa, Arthropoda, Malacostraca, Decapoda, Palaemonidae. The record is from RefSeq and is a predicted model, not a curated record. The transcript has 2 exons.
UGGUAGUCCUGCCCCGUUAACGCAUCCACACUCAAGUGGUCAGGACACGUUCUUGUCACAAGAGCAAGCCUUCAAGCAAAACCACGAGAUCGGCCUAGCUCCCAACGUCACGCAGGCGGCGCAAGCACCCGAGAGCGGCUUCACGCGAGAGUACAUGAUGGACCGGGUGAAAAUGCACCAUCAGAAGUCAAGGUUCCGCGACACAUUCCAGUCACCUUCAGAGCUAGCUCCAUUUCCUCGGGUCCUGACACCACCCAGACUCCUGCCUGCGUCAAAUCAGAGGCCAAGUCUGGCUGGAAAUCUGAGAGAUAGGUUCCCCCCUGUGAGAGCUACUGUGCAGCCAUAUUUCUUCAAUCCCUUCCACGAUUUCUUGAAGGAUCAUGGAGCCAGCGACGAUAUACCGGUGGGAAAUCACAAUCACACGCAUAUUCUUAACAGCCAUGCGGGAUUUGAGCCGCCGGUCCAUUCCGACGCACUGCAAAAGCAGCCAGUGAAUGUUUCUGACAUCUUCCUCGUUGAAGCAGACAGCCUUCCAGCUUCUAAUGAGCGGCCCUUACGGUUCAAUGUCUCAAGGUACCAAGGGUUUCAAGGAACACCUGAAAACACCUCAGGUUUCUCUUUUGGGAAGAAGGAAACCAACGAUCAAGGUGCAGGAAAUCUCGGUAUACACCAUCCACAGCAUAACCCACAACAAAAGUCACCUAACUUGGAUCAGAAAGAAUUCACCGAUUUGGUAAACCAUUCCAAUUGGUCGUCUGGUGAUAAGCAACCUACCUUUGCUGCCGUCAAUAACGAUCAGUCUAGGAGAUUUCGCGCGUCAUACAAAAAACAUGAAGAUGAGGGUACUUCCUUGCUCUCCCAAGAUUCUAGUACGUUUGGAGAACCAGUGAGCCAUGUUAACCACGGGCCUCAGACUACCACUACGGAAAUCCCUGUCAUUGACAGACUAGAACACGAGUCUGUAGUAUCCCUCCAGGCCCCUGUGGAAACACACUCCCUGCAACUCAACAGCUUUGCAAGACAGGUAAGAACAGACGACUCCCGUAACACGAACGACGCUUCAGUGUCCUCAUUCACUGGUUUUCCUGAUUCGCUCCAUGACCUUGAGAGAACAGACAAACAGGUGAAUCAGAAUCAGGAAUCGAAUGGGCAUCAGGGAAGGUUAAACUUACCCGCUUCCAUCGUUCCCGUUCCUCCGCCUUAUUACCCUCCGACCAAACCUCCGUCCGAGAUGACGCCUCCACCCCACAUUGUACCAGCCACGCCCCCUCCCGACAGACUUCCACCUAUGCUACCUUUAGACCUGCCGUUUAACGAGAGACUGCCGGAGUUGUUUGAGGACGGAGCAUCUAAAGCCAAAGAUGUGAAGGAAGGACCUCUCGUGCAAGGUGAACAGAAGGAUGACAGCUUCGUCGACAGCAAUAAUUUCCACGGGCUCAUCAAUUUUGAGUUACGGAAAGACGACAACGCUUACCACCCAGGCAAUUUAGGCAUUAAUCCAUCACCUGGAACCCCAAACGUUCCUCAACAUUUCCAAAGGCAAAAUCAGUAUUUAAAUAAACCUAAUUUAAAUCAACCUUUCCCAAAUCUGCAUCAGAAAGAGCCCUCGGCAGUAGCUGUAGUGCUCCCAGCAAAUAUUCACCCGCCCGGCCAUGAUUUCGCAGCUUUCCAGAAGGAAAUAGCUGGGCUUCCUUAUGCUUCACAUAACCAAAAUUCUCCCCAAACAAGUUUGGAGUCCCACCCUUCAAACAGGUUCCCUGAAAGUGGAAGUUCGUUCGCUAUUUUGCCAACUCCUGUCGCACCUAACCAAUCACAUGCAACUAACAAUGAAGAAACCAUUAGGGAAAAUGCAGAAGAGGAAGAUGACAGAUUCAAUGAGGUGGGUUACCCAGACAUCCCUAAAGAGAACUUCGGAUCACACGACUCCAGAACUCGAAGCCAUGACUCUAACCAGAAUAACAGGAAGAAGCCUCCAGUCCCACAACACCACAGGCCCCAGUUUACCCCACAAAGCAGGCCACAAUUCCCUCCUGGACACAGAAGGCCUCAAUUCAACCAGGGAAACAGAGUAGUGCCACACUUCAGCAGGCAGGAGAAGCAGCCCUUACGUCAGCCCCCAGGGAACCUUUUCCUGCAAGGUCAACAUAACCUUCGUCAGACUCCCCAACUGCGUCCCGUUCCGUUACACGCGGCUUACGUCAAACCACCUCCCAAUCGUCUGACGGCUCCCCCAGGCAACCUGAAGCACCCCAAUUUUAUCAAUUUUGACGUCCCUGCCGCUGGGAACCUUGUGGAUAGUGAUGAUGAUGAGAUCUUGUCAUUUUCGGAGUCUGUCAGUAACCAGCAGUCAGGUCCCAACGCCUUCAGUAAAAGUCCUGCGGACGACGUGGCUGCCAAUAAGAACAAACUAAGUAAACGACCCUCCCCAUUUCCAGAGACCCACACUUCAUUUAAUUUAGCUGAUUUUCCACACAUUACACCAGCAGUACUUCAUGGAGGAGGAGGACCACCCAUUUACUACCCUGCUACGUCCUCAGUAUCUUCCUUCUCUAACCCAUUUGGGGUCCAUUUUCCUACUUCUCAGAAUCCCCAUGUAAGGAACCAUCCUGUCUUCCAGGAGACGAGACGUCCUCAUCUCCCUCCUUCUCCUCCUCCUCCUCCUCCUCCUCCUCCCCCACCACCACCACCACCUCCCUCUCUCCAUCCAAGGAGACCUCCACCUCCCAACCAUCUCCCACCAGCACCAACAUUCAACCGAAUUAGGACCACUCUCCACCCACCGUCAGGGCCUCCUCCAAGAUUCCCUUCCUCCCACGAGAUGGAGAGCGACUUCCGCCCGUUGGGGGCCAUCUCUCAGCCUCUGCCAGACGAUCCAAGGUCGCGGGACAUCCGGCUAUCAGAGAGUCACGCCCGGCUCAUCCAGAACAUGCGGUACGGCAUCGACGGGAGACCGCUCGACGUGUGGAUUCCAAUCGUCGACGAGGAUGAUGACGGAGGUUACGAUACGAAACGCAGCAUCCAGGUAUUUCAGAAAGUAGCUGACGCGAAAAGCAAUACUUCUCGUCUGGAUACUUCUGACUCUGAAGGUGGUUCCUACAACAGCCCAAACGAAGCCAACUCCAAGAGUAAUGCUGGCCAACACCCACAUCAUCUUCUGGAAACUGAUUUUCCACAUAAUCACCAGCAACAAGAAGACAGGUUUGGCAAUGGGGAAACAGUCAGUGAGGUCGUCUUUGGAUCUAAGACGCGAGUAGAUAGCAGUUCACAGGACAACAGAGAAGUGAAGACUUCAUCAGAAUUGGUCCUUCCAAUACUGACCCCUAGAGCAGUAGUACCUCCCAUUUGGGGAUAAAGCAACAAGCUAAGGGUGUUUAACAUGCAUUUCUUGAUAAGUUAAAACCUUAACUGAAAAAUACUCUUAUACCAAAAAUGGCCACAAGCCACACCCUUAAGGAAGACUAUUGCCAAAAAAAUGUGCAGAUGUCUUUUUUUCACAAUGGUGUACCAUUAACCACAAACUGGAAACAUCUGGCAACUGAGUGGCAUCAAGGGGCGUGGCUUGUGUUUUAUGUUAAUACCAAAACAUCAUAUUUAUAAGAGGGUAAGUUAUUUAUGUUGUUUCGUCCAUAAUAAAGAUAUUUGUUCUUGUAGCUAGUAGAGGGGCGGGUCCUCUCAACCAGAUUAGUAAAGAGAUAGGAUUUCCUGUUGCU